AUGUGCACUGGGAAAUGCUCCAAAGGCAUUGGGAUUGCCCUCCUGCCUCUCGCUGUCUGUGCUAUCGUCUCCAAUCUCCUCCUCUACUUCCCCAACGGAGAAGUGUUGGAAGCACGCAAGAUCACAGACUUGGUCUGGUUUUUCCAUGGUAUUCUUGGAGCUGGAAUAUUGGUUUUCUUGCCAGCAUUUAUGAUAUUGGGUGCAGGCGAAGCCAAAUGCUGCGCUAACAGAUGUGGGAUGGUUCUCUCUCUCGUCUUUGCUGUGCUUGGAGCUGUUGGUGGACUGUACUGUGUGAUCAUCUCAUCCUUGGGGUUAAUCAGUGGUCCUCUCUGUGAUAUUGGUGACGAAGUAUAUAUCUACCCUUUCAGGAAUGACACCUUAGCGGACAAUUAUUUGUUUAACCAGACAACCUGGAGCGUCUGCAAAAAACCCGAAAAUAUCAUCCUUUGGAACAUUGUGUUGUUUUCCCUCCUGCUGGCAAUCGGCAUGGCUGAAGCCAUCCUCUGCCUCAUUCAAGUGGUCAACAGUCUCAUUGGCUUCAUAUGUGGCUUGAGGGAAAGAAAGACGGAUAUUGCAGGAAUGUGA
Messenger RNA from Zootoca vivipara (common lizard), 585 nucleotides. Its product is annotated as transmembrane 4 L6 family member 1-like. Gene Ontology annotation, cellular component: membrane. The record is from RefSeq and is a predicted model, not a curated record. NCBI's taxonomy places the organism in Eukaryota, Metazoa, Chordata, Lepidosauria, Squamata, Lacertidae.